This is a messenger RNA of Aspergillus oryzae RIB40, 819 nucleotides long. RefSeq names its product isopentenyl-diphosphate delta-isomerase IDI1 (gene idi1). Gene Ontology annotation, biological process: isopentenyl diphosphate biosynthetic process; isoprenoid biosynthetic process. NCBI's taxonomy places the organism in Eukaryota, Fungi, Ascomycota, Eurotiomycetes, Eurotiales, Aspergillaceae. Gene Ontology annotation, molecular function: isopentenyl-diphosphate delta-isomerase activity. Gene Ontology annotation, cellular component: cytoplasm. The record is from RefSeq and is a predicted model, not a curated record. The transcript has 3 exons. Bases 1 to 819 code for a protein of 272 amino acids.
AUGAGCGUAACUACUACAACCACCGAGCCCCCUAGAAUCACGGCGGAGAAUGUCGCCACUCUCUUCCCAGAGGUCGAUACUUCUUUGGCUCGUGAAGUCCUCCCAAAAGCCGAUGGCAAUCCCUCCGCAGCUAGCAGCAACGAGCUGGCGGGUUAUGACGACGAACAGGUCCGUCUAAUGGAUGAAGUAUGCAUCGUUCUGGAUGAUGAUGACAAGCCUAUUGGAAGUGCCAGCAAGAAGACCUGCCACCUCAUGACCAACAUUGACCGCGGCCUUCUCCACCGUGCCUUUUCCGUGUUCCUCUUCGAUUCCAACAAGCGCUUGCUUCUCCAACAGCGCGCCACUGAGAAGAUUACAUUCCCAGAUAUGUGGACAAACACUUGCUGCUCUCACCCUCUUGGAAUUGCUGGCGAGACCGGUUCUGAGCUGGAUGCCGCUAUCUUGGGCGUGAAGCGGGCUGCGCAGCGGAAGUUGGAACAUGAGCUUGGAAUUAAGCCGGAGCAAGUACCCCUGGAUAAGUUCGAUUUCUUCACGAGAAUACAUUACAAGGCUCCUAGUGAUGGGAAGUGGGGAGAGCAUGAGAUCGACUAUAUUCUCUUCAUCCAGGCAGAUGUAGAGCUGAAGCCUAGCCCGAAUGAGGUUCGAGACACGAAGUACGUCUCGGCUGACGAAUUGAAGACGAUGUUUGAGCAGCCGGGGUUGAAAUUCACGCCUUGGUUCAAACUUAUCUGCAAUUCGAUGUUGUUCGAAUGGUGGAGCCAUCUCGGCUCUCCAACCCUGGAGAAGUACAAGGGCGAGAAAGGUAUCCGGCGUAUGUGA